This is a messenger RNA of Suillus clintonianus, 1383 nucleotides long. RefSeq lists its product as uncharacterized. The record is from RefSeq and is a predicted model, not a curated record. The coding region runs from base 286 to 1158 and encodes 290 amino acids. Lineage: Eukaryota; Fungi; Basidiomycota; Agaricomycetes; Boletales; Suillaceae. The transcript has 5 exons.
CUUUUUGGUCAAUAAAUGUGGUUGAGAGCCGUGUGCUUUCUCCGAAGAACAAUAAGGUUGGGAGGUCAAUGAACCGUCCACAUCAGUCCAAGCUACAUAAACCCGUUGUUCUCACUGGCCAAAAUGCAUUCCAUCCCCUUCCUUAUCCUUCAUCGUCACUUUCUACCGGUGCUGGGCCACCUGAUUAUUUUUUCACUAGAGACUUUCUUGCAAUCGCUAUCCUUUCAAGUCAAACAAUCUACGAUCUUAAGUAUCCUCUAGACCUCAUCAAUCCUUUCUAUCAUUAUGGUUGGCGCUCGAGCAUAUAUUUUCUUUGGACUUAAUGUUGUCCGCUUCCUGAGCAUCGUGUCUCUCAUACUGGUCUUCGCCAGCAGCAUCUUCGUCAUAGUCUUAGACGUCGAAGCCGUCAACGCGUUUGAAGCUGCCAAGCAAAGCGGCAACGUCACGGCGCAAGACCUUGCUGACUGUGAAUACAUUGAGAACAGCACCGUACCCAACCAGAUUGGGGGUGUUUUCUGGGCCGUUAUCAAUCGCCUGCUCAUCAUCUUCCAAGUUGUCAUCCUUUUCCUUUCUGAAAUCGGCUGGCCAUCCACUUUCUUUGAUCGCUUUUUCCCUGUGCUUGGUUCUGGCUUUGGACUCGGCGCUCUCGGUAUCUUCCAAGGACUUAUUGGAGCUGCAGUCCUCUCGCAGCAUGUGGAUGACUUCACCCUCGUCUCCGCUUUCUUCCUCUUCGUCCUCGGUUGCAUAAACAUGUUUCUCGGUCUCCUCUUCCGGGAAUCCGCCAAGAGCAGACGUUCAAUCACCUCGUGGCGUGAAGAAGCCAAAGGUGUCUUGCCAACUACCAAUCUUCGUUCUGCUGCCAACCUCGAUCUCAACCGCUCCGGCUCGUCUAGCUCUUCACAAUCAUUCGCCUCUUCCACGAUGUACGAGGAGAAGACCAGCAGUCUUGCUGAGUUCGGUGCUGCGCGGAGUGGAAGCAGAGCUGGCUAUGGCUUUGGUCGCCAGGGUGAGAAGGCUGCGGGUCUCAAAGGCUUUUUGAUCUCCAAGCCUCUCGAGUCCCUCCCGCGUUAUGCAGCUCGACCCACUAGCGCUCCCUCCCGGUCCUCGCGUUCACCCUCACCUCAACCUCACUUUGCUUCCAGCGAUUCGGCGCUUUGAUGGAAGCGACGACAAUCCCUCCACUGAGGACUGUCACGACGCCAUUUGCAUGGCAUGAUCGGACUUGUAUAGUCUACUUAUGUGCACCACUACGGAUAACGUUAACCCCAGCGCUGGGACGCUUGUCUCAUGUCGAUGUAUUGACACUGUAUGGUUUUGCGGUACAUUAUUUUGCGUUGUAUUUUCAUGGCUUGUAGCUUUAAUGGCAUCUCAUCUUUCAAUUAA